ACUUUCCGGUUUCCUCGCCACGUUCGGGAAACAACAGCUUUUUUCACGUGGCCGACGCAUCAUGGAGCUCCGACGAAGCGCAGCCUUAGCCCUGGUCGGCCUUCUCGCCGCCACCAGCACCGCGGCAGCGGCGGACACCCCUUCCCCCAACGAGCCCAUCCCCAAGCCCGACUGCGACUCCGACAUCGCGGUCUCGAUCCGCUACGCAGAGUCCACGGCGCGCCUGUAUCUCGAGUCGGCAGACAACGGCACCACCCGCGGCGGCUGCGUGACCCUUGGGCAGAUCUGGGAGAGUCGGGCCGGCAAGGGGCCGCUGUACGCGGUAGACCCUGACUCGGGGAACGUGAGCACUAGCGCGACCGGCACGUGGCUUCUCACGGAGGAGCUGUACGUGGAGGACGGCAUCACGCUCGAGGUAUACGGGUCGGAGGCCGGAGGAGACGCUGACGAACUCCGACUGCUGAGCACUAACGAAACGUUCAUCAACCUCCGAGCGCAUGGCGGGAGCCUGGACUUCGUCAGCACCAAGGUCUUCUCGUGGGACACGAGCACCAACUCGCCGGACGAAGACGAAACCGACGGCCGGUCGUACAUCAGCGCCAUCUCGGAGAUCAUCACCGACGAGGACGAGACUUGCGAGGGUAACGCCAAGAACACCAUGGGGGAGGCCCGCAUGGACAUCGAGAGCAGCGAGAUCGGCUACCUUGGGUACUGGGACAGCGAGAGCUAUGGCCUCACUUGGAAGGUUCGCGGGUUCUGCGAGGACAAGUCUAACCCGGAGGUGUUCGACGACGUGAACGUGUACGGCAACGUGUACGACAGCGACAUCCACCACAUGAACUUCGGCCUCUACACUUACGGCCACCAGCAGGGAGAUUGGAGGAGGAACAAGAUGCACGACAACUCCGGAUACGGCUUCGACCCUCACGACGACAGCGACUUCCUCACCAUCCACGACAACGAGGUGUACAACAACGGCUACCACGGUAUCAUCGCCUCCAAGCGCUGCAACGGCGUGUCUAUCCAGGGCAACGAAGUGUAUGGCGGUGCCGAGACUUCUGCGGGCAUCUUCCUGCACCGCAGCAGUGACGACGCCAUCGUCAAGGGGAACUACGUGCACGACAACGGCGACGCCGGGUUGGCGAUGCUCGAGUCGUUCAACGCUGAUGUGUCCGAGAACACGUUCGAGAACAACAAGUACGGCGUGCGGUUCAGCGUGGGCUGUGCCGACAACGUCUUCUCCAACAACACCAUCAGCAACAACGCCGAGUAA
This is a messenger RNA of Ectocarpus siliculosus, 1273 nucleotides long. NCBI's taxonomy places the organism in Eukaryota, Phaeophyceae, Ectocarpales, Ectocarpaceae. The record is from the annotation of a GenBank genome assembly.